AUGGCGGCACCCCAAUCACCCCAGUCGAUCUUGAAAGACGCAUUUCAGCGUCUGAGGGAUUCCGUGACUCCCUCCGACGCUCUUCGGUUUGACACGACCGAGCUCAAGGAUGUCUGGGAUGCCGCGGAGGAAAUCCAGAAGUCUCAACGGGAACGGCAGUCUCUCCGGGCACUCGGCCGCAUCAAACCGCUGCUGGACAACCUGGAAAGGUACUCCAGGGUCAUUGAAGUCCUUUGCAACGGCACUCCUUAUCUUCCAUGGAUCUGGGCUCCCAUCAAGUUAAUGGUGCAAUUGGCGAGCAACCACAUCAAGAUCUUCGAAAUGCUACUCGAUGCUUAUUCCCAGAUUGCAUGGGCAAUGCCCCAUUUUGACCGGUUACGAGGCGCCUUCUCUGACGACGAGAACUUCAAAGUCAUUAUGGCCAUGAUCUACUCGGACAUCCUUGAGUUUCAUCAGCGUGCCUAUAAGUUCUUCCGACGCAAAGCAUGGUACAAGCUGUUCGAAUCGUCCUGGAAAUCAUUCGAGGGUCGCUUUGGCGGCAUCCUUGCCAACUUGUCCAAGCACAAGGACAUGCUGAUGAAGGAGGCUAUAGCCAUUGACAUCGUGGAAGCUCGGAGGUGGAGGGCACGUGCGGCCGAGGAGCUUGAUAAGAAGGAAAAGGAACGUGAUCAGAUAUACAUCAGCGAUACUCUGGCCUGGUUGAAUGUCCACCAAGAGGACCAGGACGACGAACUUCACCGCCUUCUAAACAGGAGACAGUCGGGAACGUGUCAUUGGGUCUUCAGGCACCCCAAGUUCAUCAGCUGGAAGGACGACACCCGUGCUGACCGAGUCCUUUGGAUGAAUGGCAUCCCUGGAGCAGGCAAGACCAUUCUGUGUUCCUAUAUCAUCGAGAAGCUCCAGCAUGAGUCCCAAACAACGACUGCCUAUGUAAUCUGCAACAGCUAUACUCAAGGCAAGAAUAUCGUGUCCGAGAAUCUGCGAAGCCUGGCUGCCCAACUGUUGCGGGCGAAUCGAGACCUGGUACCGCACGCAUUUGACAACUACGCCAACAAGUCGUUGCCGCCAUCAAUCACCCACGUGAAAAAGUUGAUUCUGGACCUUUUGAACAUAAUUCAGGAGACUCGUAUCUUCAUCGAUGGCCUAGACGAAUACUCCAUCUCCCAACAACGAUCGAUGCUGACCGAGAUCUUACCGUUUGCAAAAGUCAGCGGAGGGGAGUGCAAGAUCAUCAUCUCGUCUCGAAAUGUUCCUGACAUUUCUAACAAGUUGAAGAACAGACCGCUGAUCUCAUUGAGGGACGAAUACUCGGGUGUCGAGGGAGAUAUACAGAAUUAUCUGAAUGAGAAGCUGCAAGAGCUGAGAGAGAGGUUCGAGGGCAAAGAUAGGGAGACGAAAGAUAUCCUUGACCUGGUCACAUUGAAGGCCGACGGCAUGUUUCUCUGGGUCCGCCUGAUCCUGAAGGAACUCGAAUCGUGCUACAGUAUGGCGGAGCUCAGGAAGACUGCCGAGGAACUGCCCAAGGGCAUCGAAGAGGCGUAUGGUCGGGUCCUUCGACGUGUCACCGAGGAGAUGAACCCCAAAGAUUAUGCAAAGGCCAUCCGUAUCCUAGAGUGGCUUGCCUGCUCCUGUCGGCUCAUGAAAAUGUGCGAGGUGCAGGACGGGAUCGUCUUCGACGCUGACAAUCUGGUGCUGGACGAUGAAACAAAGCUUUCUCCCGACGUGUUAGAUAUCUGCAAACCGCUCAUCGAAGAGGGCCCCAACAAGACCAUCGACUUUGUGCAUUACUCGGCCAAAGAAUACAUCCUGGACAGAGUCAGUGGACCUUUACUGCAAGAAGCCCGGGCGCAUUACAACAUCGCCUUCUCGUGCAUCACGUACUUGAACACGGCCGUCUGCUUUCUCCCACCCGAUUCAUCCGCCGAGGAUGCUGUGUUGACACGAGUUGCCAAAGGCUUCCAUGGCUUGCACAACUACGCGAACGAGUACUGGUUUCAACAUUUACUCCAAUGUGCCCAGGAUCUGGUCGAUUUAGACGCCAGCGGAGUUAUGGACGCGGCUCUCCGUACGCUUCGGGACGGAUACUGGAAAGGCAGGCCGGGCCAUACAGCUGAGAGUCUCAAAUUGGACGACACCACGACUGCGAAUGAGAUCUACGAGCAACUCACGAUAUUCCGCGACCUCGACCAUGUCCGACAGAUGGGAACUGACAUGCAAACCUUUCGGGCACAUUUGGUCCAGGAGAGACACGCGCAUGAGAUGGCAGCCAAACAUCACGCCUACGAGCUGAAGCACGACCCUACCCAUUUCAGCCAGAUUAGCCACCGGUACCAAGAAGUGGUUCUCUCCCUUUUGACUUGUCAGCUUGACGAUGUGCCGUCAAGCGUCGACCAGAAAACACUCGUCGAGUUCAGAAAGGUGUAUGGAGAGUCUGAGUUUACCUGUCGUUUCCAUGAUUGCCCCUUCCACUCGGAUGGCUUUCACACCAUCCAGGCCCGGAACGACCACGAACUGAGCCACGUCAAGACGCUUCGGUGUGCCGAUCCGACCUGCGAGUUCUUCGCCCGAGGCUUCUCCAGUAAGACCGGGCUGCUGAAGCACAAUCGCAAAUACCACCCCAGUCCGGACGAGGCGCAGCUGCCGGAUUUUGUGCCGAUCCACGUCCGGCCUCAGAGUCAAGGGAAUGGCGUACGCCAAUCCCGAAAGUGCGGCAGAAAAGAGGCAGACGGGGCCUUCGUGUCCAUGACUGUCAUUGUGGCAAGGUAUUCAUGA
This is a messenger RNA of Capronia epimyces CBS 606.96, 2772 nucleotides long. RefSeq lists its product as uncharacterized. The coding region runs from base 1 to 2772 and encodes 923 amino acids. Lineage: Eukaryota; Fungi; Ascomycota; Eurotiomycetes; Chaetothyriales; Herpotrichiellaceae. The transcript has 10 exons. The record is from RefSeq and is a predicted model, not a curated record.